Molecule: messenger RNA, 918 nt
Organism: Oldenlandia corymbosa var. corymbosa
Lineage: Eukaryota; Viridiplantae; Streptophyta; Magnoliopsida; Gentianales; Rubiaceae
Source: the annotation of a GenBank genome assembly
AUGAGUUGCUGCAACUGUUCGACGGCUUUACCUUCCGAAAUAUCGAAUUUGAAGCUUGUCAAGAACCCAUUUCUUGCUGGUGAGUCCUUAUUGCAAAAAAGCCUUUCAUUCCCUUCCAGAAGAAGAACAACUCCGGCUGCAACCAGAGCUGUGCUUUCCACUUCAAAAGAUGUAGUUUUGAGGGAUUUUUAUGACAGAAAAGCUUUGAAGAUCAUUUCGGGCUUGCGAAAUUUCGACAGAGAUAACGUUGCCUCUGUUGUUACAGCUGCAGAUAAGGGUGGAGCUACUCACGUCGAUAUAGCAUGUGACCCAGAUUUGGUGAAGCUUGCUGCUAGCUUAACUUCCAUUCCGGUUUGUGUUUCUUCAGUGGAUCCAACACUCUUUCCUGUUGCUGUUGAAGCUGGAGCCUCAAUGGUGGAGAUUGGAAAUUACGAUUCUUUUUAUGAAAUGGGCAUUGUUUUCUCCCCAGAGCAGAUUUUGGAUCUAACCAAGGAGACAAGGAGGAUUCUUCCUUCGGUGACACUCUCUGUAACUGUGCCUCACACAUUGAGUUUACCUGAUCAGGUCAAGCUAGCUGAACAGUUGGAGAUUGCGGGAGCUGACAUCAUACAGACUGAAGGAGGAAAAUGUUCUAAUCCUUCCAAGGCUGGCAUUCUCGGUUUAAUUGAGAAGGCAACGCCUACGCUAGCAGCAGCAUAUUCAAUUUCACGGGCUGUCAAGAUACCUGUGAUGUGCUCAUCUGGACUCAGUGCCGUCACUGCCCCAAUGGCGAUCACAGCAGGAGCUGCAGGCGUGGGUGUAGGUUCUGCAAUUAACAAGUUAAACAAUGUCAUAGCGAUGAUUGCUGAGGUCAAAAGUAUUUCGGAAUCUCUCGCUUCUGUGAGCACAAAUCAGCAUGUACUUGACAUGAGAACUUGA